This is a messenger RNA of Teleopsis dalmanni, 1685 nucleotides long. RefSeq names its product homeobox protein Nkx-2.1 (gene scro). Gene Ontology annotation, cellular component: nucleus. The record is from RefSeq and is a predicted model, not a curated record. Gene Ontology annotation, biological process: regulation of transcription by RNA polymerase II; cell differentiation. Gene Ontology annotation, molecular function: DNA-binding transcription factor activity, RNA polymerase II-specific; RNA polymerase II cis-regulatory region sequence-specific DNA binding. NCBI's taxonomy places the organism in Eukaryota, Metazoa, Arthropoda, Insecta, Diptera, Diopsidae. The transcript has 7 exons. The coding region runs from base 185 to 1585 and encodes 466 amino acids.
GUUUGUUAAAUAAAUAAGAGUUAGUGUAAAAAAAAAAUUCAUCACUUCUUUUUACUAAUACAAAUAAACUUUGCACUACUUAAAAAAUAAUUAAGCAUUCCCAAAUGUUCAAAAUUAAUUGUCAUCAAUAGCUGAAGUUAAAUGAACAAUUUGAUAUUAAAGUUCUAAGAUUUUUUAAUUGCGCAUGUCAGCCACACCAACAAUUAACAUUGAUACAAACUCUGGAAAUUUUUCUGGUGAUACCGAUCAAGAAGAUAGCAUUAUAUUAACACAACUUAAUGGAGUCGAUUUUGUUAUGAAUUUAUCUCCUAAACCAUUAGUAUCGAAGGCAAUUUCUCAACAUCAUCAAAUUGAGGAACACUUACUUAAGCAAAAUAUUUCAGUAGCAACUACAACAGAUGCUGCCUCAGCAGCGGCAGUUGCAGUGGCACACCACAACAACUUAUCAAAUAUUCACCAUUUUCAAAAUUUACAUAAUCAACACAGUACUUUGUUUAAUAGCAACCAUUCUACCCCCUUCAGUGUAACAGAUAUUUUGAAUCCAAUAGAGGAGUCAUAUCGGAAACUGGAUCUAAACCCAAACCCCCCAUCACCUUAUAGAUCAACUUCAAGUGGGAGCAGUAUAAAUUCACCUGGAGCUUUAGGACCAACAACAAUGGCCAAUCCAUAUGCAAUGGGUUCAUUAUACCAUAGUCCAGGAGUACAAAGUUAUUGCGGACCGACAGAUAACUUAUCGCUAGCUGGUCAUUAUACAGACAUGCGCAGUUCUGCAACCUGGUAUGGUUCGACUGCAAAUGACCCAAGAUUUGCAAUUUCCAGAUUAAUGGGAGGUUCAGCGAAUAGUUCAAUGAGCCAUAUGGGCAACAUGGGUGGCCUUGCAACAUGUAGUGUAACAGAUGCUAAACCCUUACAAUUUCCUUUAACACAGAGAAGAAAAAGGCGAGUCUUAUUUACGCAAGCUCAAGUUUAUGAAUUGGAAAGACGAUUUAAGCAGCAGAGAUAUCUUUCAGCUCCUGAAAGAGAACACUUAGCUAGCCUUAUACAUUUAACUCCAACGCAAGUAAAAAUUUGGUUUCAAAAUCACAGAUAUAAAUGUAAGAGACAGGCUAAAGAAAAAGCAAUGGCAGAGCAAAAUCAACAAAAUCAGUCUGCAAGUUCACCACGAAGAGUGGCUGUGCCAGUAUUAGUUAAGGAUGGAAAACCGUGUUCUAGUAACAAUAAUGCAACUCAGUCGCAAUCACAACAAAUUAAUGGUAGUAGCACAAUAAGCAAUGGAGGUAAUAAUAGUAGUAACGGCACAACAAAUAAUGGCAAUUCUUCAGUUAGUAAUGGUGUCACUAGUGGGUUAAAUUUAUUAACGGCAGAAACUCCAAACUCACAUUCUCCUGACACAUCGUCUUCAAUACUGGCUUCUUACAAUGGAUCAGUAUCAGCACACAAUGCUCAAAUGCUGCAACAACCCUGCAAUAGUUCACUUAUGUCUAAUAGUUUAGCAAUGGCGUAUAGGAAUCAAAACAAUUUUAUGUCAAAUGGUCAUCAACAACAAUGCGGAAGUUACCUCCCUUUGCAAGGCAGAGCAUGGUAAACGAAAAAGAAUCUUAACUCUGUCGGUUCUGAUUGUACUCGCCUCUAUAAAUAUAUUCAAAAGUUUAUUAUUUAUUUAUUAAAUAUUUAAUUAUUAUAAA